GAAAACCACAAGUGCAAAAUUUAUUAUAGAUGAAAGCUGAGGCACUUCCACUUCUAAUUCUAUCUCAUUCAAGUAGUUGUACCUGCAUUUAGUUCGAGAUUGAUUCUACCGAAUAUGAAUUUGUUAAACCGUGAUCAAAGGAACAAGAGAGCUGUGACGCGCGAGGAACAUGGUUUUGACUUUUUGACUUACGCUCACUCAUCUCAACAGAAACAUAACUACAGACAGAAGCAGGCUUCUUCUUCAAAAAUUCAUAUUGAUCAUCUUGACGCUGCUUCAGGACCAAGGAUCACCACGAUAAUAUCAAGAACUCGAAGUCGUGGCAACGAGAACGAAGGGAAGAUGAACGUGACAACUUCCACAGGUGCAGGUUCAUCCUCGUCAGCCGGAGCUGGGGAAGAGCAGCCAAGAGGUCGACACCCAGAAUGUUUGGUUAAAACUUCAAAACUCCUCUUCCUCGCUGCCCACGGUCUCGCGUUCGUGUGCCUUGGAGCUAAAGUCUUGCAGUAUGAGGAAAUCUGUGGAACGCCUACAAUAUUGGCUGAACGGGUCAGUUUAGGCGCUGAGCAGGACGAAUAUAAUAGGGAAGACCAUCAAGGAGAAGGUCGUCGAUCGACAAAUCUAAAUGGAGGGAGUUCAACUACUCCUAUGGCUGAAGCAGAUCCAAUAGACCUUGAUGUUCCUACGACUACGACUGCGAUUGCAUCUCAUAGUCAUAGUAGUCUUUCAUACAGUAGUACAACAAGAAGUGCUGCGAGGACAGAAGAUCCUAGUAUAGAGGCGGACACUAUCACGAACACGAUCUCGAAUUCAGGUGGUUGCCCUGGUGGAGGUCAGAACAGUAAUUAUCUUCAAGGUGCUGCACGUGCACCUCCAUCUGUGCAGGAACACGAGGAACCAACUCAAAUUAUGCUCAUAACCGACGCCGUGCAGACUUUUCACGACGUCUAUGCAGAAGUAGAUAGAGGAGACGACAACAACGUCUUAAAUUCAGAUAACGUCGACGACAGCAACGUUAUAUCUACUUCAGAAGGAGUAGGAGAAGACCAUCGAAUCCAAACUAGACGUGUCGGACGACCUGUGGACGAUGACGUCGCUGAGCAAACCAGAAGUGUAGUCGGACGACAUCCUGUGUACGCGGAUACUGAGCAACGUCCGAUCCCUUGGUCACUGGUUUUCAUGCCCAUUUUCUGGAUCUAUCCAGUCAUUUUUUUCUUACUCGUACUCAGUUGGGUCAGCAGCUGCAACUACAUCAAACUUAUGACGAACAGAUGACGAGUAAGUUGGCGUAGGACUACAACUACGUGGAACGCUUGUGUAAGUGUUUGUAAAAACAGAGAGGCAGUACAGUUCGUUGUGUAAAAGAUUGAACGUGAUGAAAGUCGAUGUAAGACUGUGAGUAAAAAGAAGAAGUUGUACUACAUUCCCUUGGAGGACGGGGGAGCCUUAGAUUCCGACUCAGAACUAACAUUAAGUUUUUGUUCUUUCUCUUCCCUAGAUAGGUCUGCUCCAGACCACCGCAAUUUAAGUACUUAGGAACUCAGGUAGAAGAAUAUGAACAAGAACCACGAGAGGAAGAAGUUAGUCAGCGCCAAGAAAUUACCCUUUUCAUAUACUGCUGUUUGCGGGAGAACAGUGCGAUUGCGCAUGGUUCACGUCACAACCCUUCGCUGAUCACAGAGAUCGCGCCACGCGUGCUUGUAGCUUUAAGAACAGAAUCUGAGUAUUGGUACUUUCUCGUUAGCACUGGUUAGUUAGUACGAGCCUGAGCCUCAGGUUUGGGUCUGGGGUUUAGGGUAAGUAGAUAGAUAGAAUUCUGAAUAUGAAUCGUGAUACUUCUGAGAAGCAGUGAAAAUAGGGGUGUUCUUGCUGACCCCUAUGCAGUAUGAAGGAAGCUGACCCCUAUGCAGCAUGAAUGAAGAACAUUUUGCCGCCCUCCUGUGUGCAGCAUGAAGCAACAUCAACAUUCCUCUUCUAAUAGCUGGGGCAGCGUUGUUUUUCUUGCUUGUCUCUCUCAUCGCUGAAGUGUCGACCUAUCGCUUUCUCAGUGAAGACUUACCGCUGACUUGGGAAUAUCGAUUGCUACCAGAUGAACAAGUUGCAUUCUCUUGGACCACUUCAGCAAUGAGACAUCUUGACAUCCGCGCUGACCCUUCCACUUCCUCCGCCACGACUGCAACUACUGUAUUAAGGCCUCACUUGCAAGAACUUAUUAAUUUUUUAUAAAGUUUUCUUAGCCCAUGCCCAUCUGUCUCUGUGAGCCUGAGCGGUUUUCAAGAAGAAGAACGGAAGCAGAUGAGGGAAAUAAAGAUGGAUUGUAGUGAGUUCUAACUGUCGCAACACCUAGAAGCACUACGAGCCCAUCCACAUUGUCAUCAACGCGGCGUGUGGUUUGUAACCCACCACUGAGUGGGGACAGCUUGUGCUUACGGGUUCCGAUUCAUGUGACCACAUGGAUUCUGCUAUCGUGUUUCAUCGCCGGUUCUUACGGAGUGCUAGUCAAGCGGAGAAGCUUCGUGGCGUGGGUACCUAUUUUGUGGAACCUGGAAGUAGAGCAGGACUUCUUCUCAAUAAUUAUAUACUUUUUACCUACUAUCCUUCCUUUUUCCUUUUCCUAGUUAGCUUGGCUCCACCCGUAAUAUGCAUAUGCGUACUUUAGUGUCCCAAAGCGUCGCACUUAUGAUUUUUGGUGGUUCAACCAGAACAAGGUCCAGGAGCUGCUGAUUAGACCACGAAAUUCCACACCUACACCAGCUUUACUGUGCUGGAGCCGGUAGUGAUGGUGAAAACCGAGAAUGCUACUUAGAUUAAUGCAUCGUGCUGAUGAUGUUGAUGUAUUCGAUAUCUAUAGUAUAAGCAUUUUUUCCAGGUGAGCGCCUACGUCGUUUUAACGGCGAUAUUGUUGCAGCUGUCGUCAGUGGGAGAGAGCGUAAAGUGGGCACCGGGAAUCCUAUUGUCGCUUAUCCUUGCAGUCCGGGCUUGUGCGCGCCUACUUGAAGUCUGGAGAGUGUUAACAAUUAAGGCAUUUUUUACGAAUAAGACAGAGUUCUAGUUGUAAGACAAAUUUGGAAAGUGUUAACAAUUAAGGCAUUUUUUACGAAUCAUCUGUGCAGAGUUCUAGUAAGACAAAUCUUUAUCUUACUCUACUAGUUACCUAUAGAGGAGCAAUAAAGCCCUAAGAACACAAACUGCCUAAGGCUCUAGUAAUGCUGCACAUGAUCAUGAGAAUGCAAAUGUAGUUCGGAGAGCUCUAAGGCAAACGAAGAAACCGCUUGGCGCUGUGUUGAGGUUGUGACAGGUUUCGGUUUGGCAUGGGUGCUGGCGCUGAAUCUACUCAAAGCAGGUCUGUAUUAUGGCUUUUAUAUAUUCUAAACUCGGAACACGAACAGCUAAACCGACUAGUCUGAAGCCACCUCCUAACGGUAACGAGAGUGUGACUGAUUAUUAUUCAUUCUCACAAAUAAAUCUAAAUGUGAGAGUUGAAACGCGUACAACCUAAAUAACAAUACCUGAGCUUUGUGUACAAGUUAUCUUAAUGUUUCUUUUUGUAUGAAAUAUUGCGAUUUAUUGGAGAAUUCCGAAUUCGAUGGAUACUGCCCUCUCUAACUCGCCAUCGGACGUGGUAUUUCUGCGGUAGGCCUUGCCAUUUUGUUCUUGGUCGCAGUGAGGACAAGAUUGGCCGUGUUGAAUUCGAGAUGUCGCCUAGAAACCAGAAUGGUAUUGUUUGCCACAACAACAUCAACAGGAGAGGAACCAAGGCGAUGGCCGCCAUGAUGUUGGUGGGGAGGGCAAGAGGAGACGUGCCAAGGCGAUGGCCGCCAUGAUGAUGGUUUGAAAGGCAAGAGUCUGAGUCGAUGGGGAAACGUGCUGUAUACAUUUUGUUUAUACAGUCGUGGAGGUCUAAGUCUACUUGCUCCAUGGUGAAGAUCUAUUUACUGGAUGUCGAGAUGGUAUUUGAUGGCCGAUAUGGAGCAGAAGAUGAAGCGUCGUCAGGCCAGUAGGUAUGAUUGCACGCCCUUUGUCGUGUGUGUUGCUGUUGCUGAAUGAAAAUGCGUCGCAAGAACUGCAACUGCGUCAUUUUUUUCUUGGAAUUUUUUCCUCUUUGGAGUGAUGAACGCGUCUUG
Molecule: messenger RNA, 4124 nt
Organism: Amoebophrya sp. A25
Lineage: Eukaryota; Dinophyceae; Syndiniales; Amoebophryaceae
Source: the annotation of a GenBank genome assembly